Messenger RNA from Sebastes umbrosus (honeycomb rockfish), 3467 nucleotides. RefSeq names its product RAB9B, member RAS oncogene family (gene rab9b). The record is from RefSeq and is a predicted model, not a curated record. Gene Ontology annotation, biological process: Rab protein signal transduction; retrograde transport, endosome to Golgi. Gene Ontology annotation, molecular function: GTP binding; GTPase activity. The transcript has 2 exons. NCBI's taxonomy places the organism in Eukaryota, Metazoa, Chordata, Actinopteri, Perciformes, Sebastidae. Gene Ontology annotation, cellular component: lysosome; late endosome; phagocytic vesicle. The coding region runs from base 206 to 817 and encodes 203 amino acids.
AAGAAGUGAACUCUGCGGGCUUUAGGACCAUGUUGAGGACCUCGGUUUGUCUGGGCGGUGUUCACGUCACGACACUCAGCCUCAUCAGUCAGAUGUAGAUGUAGAGGAGGAGGUGCAGACCAGCUAUAUAUACACUAUUAGCAGCAGGGUUAAAUCGACCCUGGUCUGCCACCUGGUGUGGAGGCCUUGCUGGGUGGGAGGAAACAUGAUGAGCGGGAAGAGCCUGCUCCUGAAGGUGAUCCUGCUGGGGGACGGUGGAGUGGGCAAGUCCUCCCUGAUGAACCGCUAUGUCACAGACCGUUUUGACUCCCAGUCCUUUCACACAAUCGGCGUGGAGUUCCUAAACCGGGACCUGGAGGUGGACGGGCGUUUGGUCACUCUUCAGAUCUGGGACACAGCAGGCCAGGAGCGCUUUAAGUCCCUGCGCACGCCCUUCUACCGAGGAGCCGACUGCUGCCUGCUCACAUUUGCCGUGAACGACCUGCAGAGCUUCCAAAACCUCGGCUGCUGGAAGAAGGAGUUCAUGUACUACUCGGAUGUUAAAGACCCUGAGCGGUUCCCUUUUGUGGUGCUAGGCAAUAAGGUAGACAUGGAGCAGAGGGAGGUUGGCGAGGACGAAGCACGGGCCUGGUGUGAAGAGAGCGGCUGCUGCCCUUACUUUGAGACCAGUGCUAAGGAUGACACUAAUGUCACAGCUGCAUUCGAGGCAGCUGUCAGGGAGGUCCUGGCAGCUGAGGACCAGAUUGACCAUGCACUACUGAGUAGUACUAUCGAUCUCCAUGGCAACCGCAAAACCUCUCGCGGGUCUUGCUGCUGAUUGGUCAGGUGUGAAUCCACCUUGUCUUAAUCUCUCUGGCUGAACCUCGCCCAUGGCAGUUCUGAGAGCCAGUCAGAUAUUGAUAAUGGUACACAUACUGUAGGUACAAGGUACUGAGUACAGUAUCCCCUGAAGAUAAUGUGGAUAAGAUACAGCUGCUCUGAGGAGGGCCGUGUCAAGGAUUCAGCUGGUGUCUAGAUUGUUGAAUUAUUGCUCUAACCUGAGGUACAGGCACACUGUAACAGGCACACUCAUCCUUUGUACUCUGUCUGCUUUCAGUAGUCUUGCACAAAAAACAUUUCCACCCAGUCUCAGCUUUGUCUGCAGGAGUUGUAUCAAAUAAUGCUUUCAGAGCACUUAUUUUAAUUUAAAUGGUAUUGAUUAAAAUGUUAGAGAGAAUAUAACAGUCCUCUCUUGAAGAGCACACUCUACCUUUGGCACAGCGACAUACAGUCGGUCUUGUAACUGCUCAACAGUACGUCUAUGAGCUGAUUUUUCCUGGGUUUUAGAGGGACUUUGAAUACAACACCACAUUUUCUUGUAAUUAGAUCUUUCAGCAGAAAGAGAGUUAAUGUAUUUUCUGCACACAGAAAGUGUCUUUCACUGACAGUGUUCCCAAUCCAGGCAGAUAUUAUGCAUGAGAACCAUCAACACCAUCAGUAUGAUUACCAAUAUGAUUUGAGGUACGGGGAGCUUAAAUGAUUGCUGCUCUCAAAACCAGGAUGACCUUGUUUGUUGUCAAUGAGAAGGGAACUGUAAGCUUUAAUUUUGAAGCUCUGAUUGUAAGCAUUAGGUACGAGCUAUUGUGGCGCCCUCAUCUAUUUGUCUGUUAUAUGUAUUCCCAUUGCACUAGUGUGUAGCUGGAGGUGUCAGGUGUGGAGGUGUCAGGUGUACGAGUUAGGUGUUAUCAGAUUAUUUCCCAUGAUUUAUGUACAUGGGCCUGUUUACUAAGUACGGCUCAGUGUUUCUGGAAGUUCAAAAAUAAUACUGCUUUUGCUGCUGUUGUUGAUAGACUGCUGUUUAUUUUUCUGUGAAGCACACCUCCGUCCUCCGACCGACGUGUUAUUUACUUUUACAGAUGUGUGAUAUUCUGUUUGAUCAAGGGCUGAUUUAAGUCUGUUUUCCUGAUUUAUAGAGGAGGUUAUAAUUCUCAUAAUUAACAAUAAUUUUCAAAAAAAUGUUUUGGCAUGCUUGUAAUCCUGCGACUGCCUCGGUGAUUGUCCUUUAGCUUUGCUAUUCUGAAGGUCUCCUGUGCUUUCUGAUACAUUAACAUACACCUUGUGCUGUCUGUCUGGUCAUUUAAGGUCUCAGCUGAAUGUGAAAUAGCCUGAGCACAAGGAUAAGGCCAUUACUACUAAUGUGUGCAUUGUGCAUCUCCCGUCCAUUCAUGCAGUAUUGAGUGAAACAUACAACUGAGUAUUCUGGCAACUUAACGUUUACUUUUUUUCAGCUUGGUGGUACUUUACUUCUUACAUUUACAUACAGGCUUCCUUUGGUUUCACUGCUGUCAGCCAGAGGGUAUUGUUUUCUGUCUGUAUGGUUAGAACAAAUAAUUUGCUGAUGUUCAAUGCGUCAAACUAACAUGGUCUAAAAUCAUUCUCAUCAGUAUUUUGAUUGCUGCUGAAAUAGUAUUUUAUAUUGCGUCUACUCAAACAACCAAACUUGUUGCAAAAAUAAGAUCAAAUGUUUUCGUCUUCUGAAUGCACAAAGUCACCACGGCUCUUAUUAUAGUGCAUGUCCUCAUGUGUUUUUUUCUGUUUUGUUGGAGGUCUUAUGCAGCCUGAGAUUUGCCUUUUAGAUCAAAGAUUGCAUCACAUUUCAAUGUGUGUGUGUGCACUAAUGGUGAACAUUACAAGAGCUUCACUGUGAAAGUGAACCGAAUCCAAUCAGGUACAGUCAUAUUUACUUAUUACAUGGAUCUUUGGUUUAAUGUAGGCUUAUAAUACAUAGCUUGUUCAUGUGGGUGUGUUGAGUAUUACUAGCACUCACAGCAGUAUGAGAGGAGCUUCAUUAACUGUGAACUGAGUAGGGCAUUUUAACUAAAUCAAGCUGGUAGCCUACAUUAAUUCAAAGCAAAAAAUGAGGGCUGUUAAUUUAUCAUUUGUCAGUGUUAAUGUGUUAUGGAUUAAACUGAAUACUUUGUCUCCUUACUGUAUCAUUUCUGUUUUUAUCCUAUCCAGAUAAUGUAGCCUAUCACAAUGUUUACCUGAGAAUCAGUCGGUACUUAUAAACUUGUAGCAUAACCAUACAGUAUGUUGCUCUCAUGAUGCUGUCUUACAUCACUGCAAACCUGUCUUAUGUCAGUUUUUUUUUUAUGUUGCUGAAAUAUUUAUGACUGUAAAAACUAAUUUCUUUGGGCUGUCCAUAUUAAUGGCUUUAUGUAAAUCGCAAAGGGCAUUCAUUUUAUAAUAAUGUACAAAAUGACACUGAACGUCUGUCUCACCCUCAGUGCUCAACCCCAUGAGUGUGAUUUAAUCUGUGUGAAAGUUAAGACUGUUCAUCUUGAUUAUGUGUCUGAUUUAAUGGACAACUUCCCUUACUCCUCUUUUUUGCACUACGGAGGAAAGACUGGUUGUGCCAACAUGCUGGCAAAGCGACAAAUACUCCCCAGUGCUUGGCUACAAAUAAAACAUGCAACAUACCAAAUGGA